Messenger RNA from Panicum virgatum (switchgrass), 6036 nucleotides. Its product is annotated as putative disease resistance protein RGA4. Bases 376 to 5469 code for a protein of 1697 amino acids. The transcript is spliced from 8 exons. Gene Ontology annotation, molecular function: protein binding; ADP binding; protein kinase activity. Gene Ontology annotation, biological process: defense response to fungus; protein phosphorylation. The record is from RefSeq and is a predicted model, not a curated record. Lineage: Eukaryota; Viridiplantae; Streptophyta; Magnoliopsida; Poales; Poaceae.
CCCAAAACAAUCUGAACCCUGCAUCGCUCCCAACCCUUAAAGGCAGUUCGGACGGCUGGAUGGCAAGAUUGGCGUCUACCCAUGUACAUUGGGAUACUAACACUCCUUUAAAAUUAUAUCUUGGCGAGAGAGAUGGAAUAAAAAUUGUAUAUCCUGUCCGGUACUAUUUUUUCUCCUCAAGUGAUAGAGGGAAUAAAGUCUCUUGUCCAUGGCUCACAGCACCUCGAAGCUCACGCCAUAGCCAUCCAUUAUCGCCACCGGGCCUUCGCAUCUACUCGAGUCUUCCCUUCAUUGGGCGCAAUCUGUCACCAGUGCUGCUACCCUUUUCAGUUCUCAGCAGAAAGAAACAAGGACAUCAAGUUACACUGCACAGCUAUGGAAGAACCAGAGGAAGUAACAUUUCAGUUUUUACGAGAAAUUACAGAUGAUUUCUCGAAGGAGCGGAAAGUUGGGGAAGGAACAUUUGGAACAGUUUACAAGGGAGUGACUACAAAUGGCAAUGAUGUUGCUGUAAAGAUAUUUAAAGAUCGCACUUCGGAUCUUGAUGACAGGCAAUUUCGAAAUGAGUUUUAUAAUCUCACGAAGGUAAAACAUAAAAACAUUGUACGGGUUCUUGGUUAUUGCUAUGAAACAAAGCAAACACGUAUAGAGUACAACGGAAAAACAGUACUUGCUGAGGAGACACAGAAAGCACUCUGCUUUGAGUUUUUGGGCAAUGGUACCCUAGAAAAUCAUCUUUUUGAGGAAUCUUGUGGCCAUGAGUGGGAUAUGCGGUACAAUAUUAUUAAAGGGACAUGUGAAGGUUUAAAAUAUCUUCAUAAGGACAGGGGAGAAUCUCUAUUACACUUAGACCUAAAACCUGCCAACAUACUACUAGAUGAGAACAUGGUGCCAAAGAUUGCAGACUUUGGUUUAUCCAAGAUCUUUAGUGACCAACUACCAAGGACCACACAAAGUCCUUUAGGAACACUUGGGUUCCAGCCAGUAGAAUUCAUCCACGGAGGUAAAAUAUCAGAAAAAUUCGACAUAUUCAGCUUGGGUGGUAUAAUAAUAAGGAUAGUGUCAGGACCAGACGGCCACUCCAAAUAUGUAGACGCGCCGGCAGAAUUUAUUGAUCAGGUCCUGAGAAACUGGAGGAAGAGAUGGGAGAAAUACAGUAAUGGUUCCUUACUUGAAGCAUGGUUCCGCCAAGUAGAGACAUGCACCCAGAUAGCAUUGAACUGCUUGGAGGAUGACAGCCAAAAAAGGCCAGAUAUUGUCAAGAUUAUCGAUGAGUUAAGUAAGAUAGAAGCCAUCAAUAACGAGGUAAUCAACCUGCAGGCUCCCAAGGAAAGAAACAAAACAACAGAGCACAGUGAGAUGAAGCCGACAAAGGAAUAUAAGGUGACCACUGAUCAACACCAGCAUUCAAAUUUUAUUUCAAGUUCUAGCAGCAGUGAGAAAGAAUCUGACAAUCCACAGGAAACAUCAUUCCAUGUUGGAGAAGAACUAAUUGUAGGAAGAGAAGGGAAUAAGGAAAAGAUGGCUUCUUUACUUGGGAGCAUGUCAGAGAAGAUCAUAAUCUUUCCUGUAUAUGGUAUUGGAGGAAUUGGCAAGACAACCUUUGCGAGACUAAUUUACAAUGAUACAAAUUUCAAAUAUUAUUCUCAGGCUUGGGUCUAUGUGUCCCCGAGAUUUGACUUGUGUAAAAUUGGUAACUCUAUAAUUUCACAGCUAUCUGGAAAGGAGAACCAAGCAAAUGAACUACAUUUAAUAAAGAAUUGCCUCACCAAACUAAUUGCUGGUAAGAAUAUUCUGAUUGUCUUAGAUGAUCUUUGGGAGAAUAAUAGAGUUCGACUAAUGGAUUUGAAGGAUAUGCUAAAUCCUGGUGACAGCAGCAAAACAGUUGUCUUAGUAACUACACGCAGUGAAGAUAUCGCGAGGACAAUUUGCAGUAACAUUGAACCAUAUAAGAUUGAAGCCCUGACGGAUGAAAUGUGCUGGGAUAUAAUUAAACAAAAAAGUGGUUUUCAAGCUAGACAUGACAAAGAAAAGUUGGUGGGUAUAGGAAAAGAGAUUGCCCGGAAGUGUGGAGGUGUGGCCUUAGCAGCUCAAACUCUUGGAUCCAUAUUGCAGUCCAGGAAAUAUGCGGAAUGGGAGAAAGUGAUGAACAGUGAAAUCUGGAAUGAAACGUUUUCAAGGGACGCAUCUUUGCCAAAUCAUGUUCUUGCGUCCUUGAAAUUAAGUUAUGUGCAUAUGGAUGACUGCUUGAAGUCAUGCUUUACCUAUUGUGCAAUAUUUCCAAAGGGUUAUAAGAUUGUUAAACGCGAUCUAAUCCACCAAUGGAUUUCUUUGGAUUUCAUAAAGCAAACAUUACUGUCCUCCACUAUGGAGCUCUGUGAGAAGUAUAUUGUGAACCUCCUGGGAAUGUCUUUUCUUCAACAUGCAAUGUCACCAACGACUUAUAGAGCGUAUGGUGAACAUGACACAGUGUUCACGAUGCAUGAUCUGGUGCAUGACUUGGCAACCACACUCCUCGGUGAAGAAAUUCUGGACCAGAGUAAACAAGGCUACACUGGGGGGAGCAGCUGCCGCUUUGCAUUGCUCACUGACUGUAGCAAGCCACUGGAGUCAAGCACGACUUCUCUUGCCAUGCUAAGGGCACUGCGUUUUAUGGACUGUCGGGAUUGUGAGGUACAUGGAUCUGCAUUUUGUGCUGCCAACUCCCUUCGAGUGUUGGAUUUAAGCGAGUGCUUCAUAAACAAGUUGCCAGAUUCUAUUGGUCGAAUGAAGCAGUUGAGGUACAUUAAUGCUCCAAAGAUCAAGGACCGAAUGAUUCCAGAAUGCAUCACAACGCUCUCAAAGUUAAGGUUCCUCAGUCUUCGCGGGUCUUGUUUCAUCCUAGCAUUACCAGAUUCGAUUGGAGAAAUUCAAGAUCUGGUGCAUCUUGAUUUAUCUGGUUGCUCGGGCAUAGAAGAACUGCCAGAAUCAUUUGGUGACCUUAAAAGUUUGGAGCAUUUGGAUUUUGCAAAUUGUCAAGAUGUCAUAGGAGUAUCACAAUGCCUGGCUAGAUUUACAAAACUGCAAUACUUGAACUUAUCUAACUGUGAAAAUGUUGGACAGCUACCAAAAGCAUUGGGCAGUCUCACAGAAUUGCAAUACUUGAACUUAUCCAAAAGCUCAUACCUUUUAGGAAACGAACUUGACGAGGCAGAGUUUUUGGGCUCCCUGACCAAACUCAAAUAUCUGAACCUAUCUGCAGGGAAAGAGGUGGACAUAAUGAGGUUGCCUGAAGCUUUAGGUAGCCUCACUGAACUCAAGUACUUGAACUUAUCACGUCAAUAUAGGCUGAGAAAAUUGCCUACAUCAUUUGGGAAUCUCUGUAACCUGGUGCACCUUGACUUGUCAAGAUGUUAUUAUCUUCGAGAUGUGUCAGCAGCUCUCAAUGGGUUAACCAAGCUCCAAUAUUUGGAUUUAUAUGCGUGCUCCUCUCUUGCACGUGGCAUGGAAGGGCUACAAGAAGUUUUUGGUAAUCUCAGUGAACUUCGACAUUUGAAUUUUGGCAACAUUUAUCAGAGUCUUCUCUAUCCAGAUGAAAUAAAUGUUCUCCUGGAGCGGAUCUGUACUCUCACUAAUCUUGAGUAUCUGAAUCUUUCUCAAAAUGAUACAAUGUCCAGCAUACCUGAAACUCUUUGUAACCUCAAGAAGUUACAUACACUAGACCUUUCGGGGUGCCGAAGUCUGCGUAGGCUGCCAGUAAGUAUAUCUGAAAUGCACAGCUUGAAGUUUGUAUACAGGAGCGGUAACUUGGGUUGGUCCACGCUACCUCAGUACAAUACUGUUGAUGGUGAAUGCUUUGUGUGCGAGUAUGACGAAGCUGAUUCUUUGGAGAUAAGAAGGCUUCAAAAUGUGAAGUCGGUAGAAGAGUUACAGGCAAUGAAGCUCGUGGAGAAGACACAUAUUAGAAGCUUAAGUUUAGAAUGGACAGGAGCUGUGAGUAGAUUUGUGGAGGACGCAGAAGUUCUGAGGGAACUAGUGCCACCACACAGUGUUUCAUUCUUCUGCCUACAAGGUUAUAAUAGCAUCAGUUUUCCAUCCUGGGUUAUGCGCAUUGGUGCUUAUUUACCUGGUCUGACCACUAUGGAAAUGAACAACUUGCCCAGAUGUGGUAGCCUGCCAACACUUGGUCAGUUACCAAACCUUCAGAACCUGCGUAUCAUACAAAUGCACAGGAUUAAGAAGAUUGACGUGCACCUGUACGGGGGGUCAAGAGCAUUUCCUCGACUUGAGAAGUUCACCAUAGAUGAUAUGAAAUGCCUAGAAGAGUGGGACACGGAGGACGGUUUGAAUGAGCCCCCAUUCCCAUGCCUCAGUUCUGUAGAGAUAAAACGCUGCCCAAGGUUGAGGAUCAAACCACAUCUGCCACGAAGUAUAAGCAAGUUGAGGGUACACAGUAGUGACAAAGUAAUGUUGUCGUCACGGGGGAACAGAGGCCUCUUUCUCUCAAGUCUUCACGUGGAAUGCUGCAUGGUGCCUCUGGGUCACUGGAGCUUGCUUCGCCACCUCCGUUCCCUCGAACAUUUAGAGAUUGCAGAAUGCAGCGACAUUACAUGCUGCUCAACGGAUUUCCUUCAAGGUCUCACGUCCCUGACUGUGAGAGGUAAAGAAAAGUACCUCACUGGGGGUGGUCACGAAAACUUCUUGCUGCCUGUCCUGACGCUGCCGAACUGGCUGGGAGACCUUACCUCUCUCACAAAACUUAAGAUAAGUGACUACAAGUUUGUCAUGGUUCUGCCAGGCACCAUACAAAAACUCACCCACCUGCAAACUCUAAUUUGCACGAGAAUGUUUUCGCUGCCGGAGUGGUUGGGAGACCUCAGAUCUCUCACGAGACUUGGGCUAGAUCAGUGCUGGCGCAUCGAGACUCUGCCAGACAGCAUACAACUACUUACCUGCCUGCAAACUCUAGAAGUGAAAUUUUGUGGAAGCAUGGUAUCGCUGCCAGAGUAUUUGGGAGACCUUACAUCUCUCAUGGAACUUAAUAUAAUAUACUGCAGUCGCAUCGAGACUCUGCCAGUCAGCAUACAACAACUCACUCGCCUGCAGACUCUAGAAUUGAUCAGUUGCAAAAGCAUGGUUUCUCUGCCGGAGACGUUAGGAGACCUAAUUUCUCUUACAACACUUCGGAUAAUUGAUUGCGAGGGCAUCAAGUCUCUGCCAGUCAGCAUACAACAACUCACUCGCCUGCAGACUCUAUGUGUGAGCAGUUGCAAGGGCAUGGUUUCUCUGCCGGAGACGUUAGGAGACCUCAUUUCUCUUACAAGCCUUUGGAUAGAUAAUUGCAGGGGCAUCAAGUCUCUGCCAGGCACCAUACAGAAACUCACCAGUUUGCAGCACCUAAUGAUUGAUGGAUGCCCUGAACUAGUUCAGUGGUGCGAAUUGGAGGAGAACAAGAUGAAGCUCGCUCAUAUUAUAGACAAGGACUUUUGACGGAGACUGCCAAUUGAUGAUGAGUCAGAAACUGAUGAAGAAUCAGGAAGUGGUCAUGAAGAUCCAGUAAUUGAUGAAGAGCCGGAAAGUGGUGUAGAGCAAGAAACUGGGUCAGAAACUGAUGAAGAAUCAGAAAGUGAUAAAGAUCCAGUAAUAGAUGAAGAAUCAGAAAAUAAGGAAGAACUAAAAACUGGAUUAGAAGGUGAUGAAGAGUCAGAAAGUGACCGAAGUGUCAGGAAGUGGCAAAGAGUUGGAUAACGAGGACUUCGAGAGUGAUCGGGGGGAAACAUAAUCCAAGUGCUGCAAUGCAUAGUUCAGAAAGUGUCUUUUCUGGGGAAGUCAAAGAGGAGCCCCCUACUUAAAUUUUAUUAAGACAGGAAUGCAGUUGUACAUCAGCAAAAAAAAAAGAAAUGAAACAAUAUUUUUGAAAAAGAUAAUAAAGAGGAUAAAAGAAGGAAAAAGAGACAAAACUGACAAAGUCCUAUUGUAGUUUCCUGUGUCCGUUGUUGAACCCAAUGUAUCAGAUUGUCUCUUCUCUUACUUGUUAUUGUUCUGUUUCCUGCAAGA